Stylophora pistillata is the source of this 3679-nucleotide messenger RNA. RefSeq names its product hormone-sensitive lipase-like. NCBI's taxonomy places the organism in Eukaryota, Metazoa, Cnidaria, Anthozoa, Scleractinia, Pocilloporidae. Gene Ontology annotation, molecular function: triacylglycerol lipase activity; sterol ester esterase activity. Gene Ontology annotation, cellular component: cytosol. Gene Ontology annotation, biological process: cholesterol metabolic process; triglyceride catabolic process. The record is from RefSeq and is a predicted model, not a curated record.
CAGUACAAAGUCCUAUAUUUCCAUCACGUGAGUGAGGCGGUUAGAACCUAAAUUUUGUACCAUUCGAGAAGGAUAGUAUCCAAACAACUGCACGGUGAUAUUUUUUCUUACGCAAAGAGAAUUUAAGGAAAAUUUUUUUUAGCAGCCUAAUUUAUGGGGAAGACAAUCCCGACAAUAUAAUGAUGUUUUGGUUUUCUUGCAUCGAUUAGGCACCCUAACUCAAAACAUGCCUCCCCUUGAGGUGAAUUAUUUCAGCUGCCUGAAACUUGCAAAUGAGGAAUAUUCCCUUGCUAAGUGGCUUGCAGAGAGAUAUUGUCAGCGCAAAGGACACUGACGAAAAUCGGAGGCUUCGCAAGAUUAGCGAUUGCCGUUUUAAUCGAGUUUGGUUAUCGGUGGGUUUCUCAAAAUGGCGGACACAAACGGGAGUCUGGAGAAAAUUGACUUGGGUGACUACGAUUCUCUACCUCUUCUCUUUUGUCACUUAAAACGAAUCCUUACAGACAAUGCAGAAUAUUUUGAACAGUACACAAGCAAGGAAGUUUAUAAAAAGCUCUACGAUGGUUUUAAACUGAUGCUAUCAACCAUAGAUUCUUUGGAAAAAGGAGCAAUUUUGCUCGCGAAGGCAGCACCCUUAUACGACUACAGUAAAGAUAUCAAGGGAAAUGGCUAUAGGAGUUUACUAAGGCUUGUUGAACAUUGCCUUCAUUCUGUUACAGAGCUAUCUAUCUAUUGCCAAACUCAUCGAGAUAGAUUUUAUUUUCGAUCUCACCACUACAGCUUGGAAGUCGAAGCUUUCUCCAAUGUUUUUCAAAGGACAAGUCAAUUGUUACAAUUUGCUAAGAUUGUGGUUGAAGACAGUGUGCCAGACAACUUAUUCCCUGAGAACUUUGACUCUAAAGUCAUGUUGGAAGUUGAGCAGUUGGAUAGAGAGUGCUUUUAUGGCAGAACUUUGGGUUUUCAGUUCUCUAGCAGUUUGCGGCAUUUCUUACAAGUUGUCUGUGUGGCAAUGGCAUCAUUUGCUGAAGGUUAUCAUCAUCACAAGCUGAGCAGCAUGGCAUGUGCAACAGUAUCUUUCUUAAACAGUGGGAAGUACACCGUGAAUCCUGAGAUGAGAGCCAAGGUGAUUGUGGAUGUGACACAGAAAACUAACAUGGAAUUCUGUAAAGCUUUCUGGAGUUUGACAGAAGGUUAUGGACUUCAGCAUGUGCCCUUGCUUGUUUGUUCUGCAAUGAAAGUGAACAGAGUGUUCUAUAUUCCUCCGGAGUCAUUUGAACUUCAGUUGUCGAAUGGGAAGUCUGUGAGUAUUGCUCCACCCUGUUCUUGGUCUGGUCUGGCUCCAGUUCAAGUGCGACUUUUGUCAUAUGAAUGGAGGGAAGGGCAGAGUAGAGAUGGAAGUGACAGUCUCUCGCACCAUGGCCGAUCACCAAAGCCCAAAAGUGAUGGCAUGAUACUUCAUGUGCAUGGUGGAGGCUUUGUCGCCCAGUCAUCAAAAUCACAUGAGUUACUUUUAGGUGGCAAUUUGUGUGUAUCACUGAGCAUGCGUGCAGCAGAGGUUGGCAUCCGUACACCAGACUCCAUUCUAGCUGCCUAUGCACCUUUCAAUGUACAGUGGGUACCCUCUCCCUCCCGUCUGCUGAGCCUUAUGGACCCACUACUUCCUACAGGGUUGUUAGGUGCUUGCCUGGCGGCCUACUCAGGUAUGGACAAGUCACCCUUUGAUGACUGCACUACAAAUUCAAUAAAAUCUUUAACAGGUAAAACUACCCAGCCAUUGAGUGUUGUGAAAAGGAGGAAGACAAACUCUCUCUUGAGAUUACUAAGAGUUGGCUCUAAGGAGGCUAAACUUGCCAGGAGUGGUAGCCACUCAGAAGUCCUUUCGCCAUCAGGGCCAGAGAGUUUCCAUAGUUGUUUAAGCUCGCCGCAGUUUGAAGAUACAGAGACUAUCAACAACAUGGCAAGCGCAAACACUGAGAAAGCCGCUGGUCAUCACUGCACUAGUGUGGUGCAUUCAUCAGAGGAACAUCUAGAGGAUAGUGUCUCGGACCAAGAAAAGGAUUCUGAAAUAAGUAGCUCUUCAUCUCGUCACCCACACUCCAGAAGACAUUCCCAAGACACCACGCCCAGUAGACCCAUAACUCCUCAGAGAAGCAAAAAUGGCGGAGGAGACGAGAUGGAACAUAUAGGAGUUCACUACCAUAGGGACAUUGAAGAGUGCCACGUGGUGAACGUGGUAGAAUCUCCUGAGAGCCCAAGUGGAGAGCUUCUUUUGCUUCCUCUUGAAAUAUCUCAAGAUGAGCCAUACGAAGAGGUUGGCACAUCGCCAGAUGAGGACGAGUAGGUGGGACAUGAUGAUGAGUCUCAUUUAACGAGCCAGUCUAUGUCUCAAGUGCGUAUUCCUAUCACCAAGAACCCGUAUAUGUCUCCACUCCUGGCGCCUGAUGGAAUGUUGAAGAGUUUACCACCAAUUGAUCUUGUGGCCUGCACUUUGGACCCCAUACUGGACGACUCAGUUGAAUUUGCCCGCCGGCUACGUUCCCUUGGGAAAGACGUGGAACUGUACAUUCUGGAGGAUUUACCCCACGGAUUUCUGAGCUUCCAUUUGGCCAGUCAGGAAGCGAGAGAAGGAAAUGAACUCUGUGUUGUGUGCUUAAAGCGAACAUUAUCGGGGAAAAGAUUGGUGGGCAACACGGAGAAAGCUCCUGUGUACUGCACUUUGGACCCCAUACUGGACGACUCAGUUGAAUUUGCCCGCCGGCUACGUUCCCUUGGGAAAGACGUGGAACUGUACAUUCUGGAGGAUUUACCCCACGGAUUUCUGAGCUUCCAUUUGGCCAGUCAGGAAGCGAGAGAAGGAAAUGAACUCUGUGUUGUGUGCUUAAAGCGAACAUUAUCGGGGAAAAGAUUGGUGGGCAACACGGAGAAAGCUCCUGUGUACUGAGGGCCUGGUACACCGUCACGCCAUGCUCUCGCAAAAAUAUCACGUUACUAUACGUUCUUCUACUUUCUAUCCCUAGCUUUGGACCAUUGAAUUCCAAUUCCAAUUAUUUUCUUUUACAAGCUAUUUAGGUCUAUUUACAAUUAUGAAAUAACAGUUCGAAUGGUUUCCUACACUGUCACGUAAAUGGUGCGUUUUCUCUCGUGCCCUGUCAAUUUCUGUCACUAGCUACAGGCAAUUCGAUAAAAAUUGGAAUGAUUUCGUGAUGGUCACGCAGCUCUGUCACGAAAAUGUUGCGUUGCACAAUUUGAAUGGAAUCAAAUUAGUUUACCUCGAUAGCUUUGCAAUUUCUACAAACCUCGCAGGCGAGGAAGAUGGAUGUUUUUGUCGGUUACAUCCAAAAAUGAAGCAUAGGAAGAAUAUUUUUGGUGUAUUUGUUACAUUCUGAAUUGAAAAUAAUGUGCUAUUCCUCUCUAAAACUUUCAAAGAGAGGGUAACUGAUAUUUGAACUACAGUAAGAGGGAAUUUUGUUGGUUAUAACGGUGGAAAACAUGCGAUAUCCAGUCGCGUCGCUUAUUUGAUAUAAAUGCGAAAUCUAGUCAAUGAAAUUUGUUACAGGCCGUAAAAUUCUAUUAAAAUAAGAAUGUAUAUGGAUAACUAGAAAUAAUGUGCUGGAUCAAAAGUUGACAAAAAUGUAAAAAAUACAAUUAGGAUAUUAAAAUUGAAGCUGUUAAAAAAAAAGUG